Messenger RNA from Manihot esculenta (cassava), 2832 nucleotides. RefSeq names its product maltose excess protein 1, chloroplastic. The record is from RefSeq and is a predicted model, not a curated record. The coding region runs from base 1323 to 2435 and encodes 370 amino acids. NCBI's taxonomy places the organism in Eukaryota, Viridiplantae, Streptophyta, Magnoliopsida, Malpighiales, Euphorbiaceae. Gene Ontology annotation, molecular function: maltose transmembrane transporter activity. The transcript is spliced from 8 exons. Gene Ontology annotation, cellular component: chloroplast envelope.
GUCGGUUUUAGUGAGUGUCGACUCCUUCUGCCCCAUCCGAGCAGGAAAGGGCCUUUCUUCGCCUCCUUUUAUUUGGUAGUCAGUUUUCCUUCUCCCACCCCUAGUUGGGUGUAUAUAUCUCUUUCUAAUUGUUUUAUGGCAGAUCCGAUGGUCUAUUUAGGGUUUUAUUUUUUUAUUAUUUCUUUGGAUUGUUUUUUUUUUUUUUUUUGGCUUUAUGCAAAUUUUCUAACUGUGGCUACUCACAAAUUGUCUCCAUUAGCAAUGGUUAGUGGUGGUUGCUUACAGAGAUGAUUCUCAAAAAGUGCGUUAGAGACAUUUAAGAGCAUGACUUUCUCACUGUCUUCCUUGCUUUCAAAUCUGUCGAAAACCUACCUGGCCUGGGUUGAGCCUAGUUCUUCAUGCUUCUCUCUUCUACUCAUAUCGGUGGUUGGUGAUUUUCUAAUAGUUUUUCUUCCUUUAUCCGACGAUCUCCAGCAUUUUUUUCCCAUGGUUCCUCAGUAUGUCUCUUUUGCCUUCUGUAGUAUGGAGUUUCUUUGGAUGUUGGUGCCCCUGGCUUUGCCUCCACCUUCAAAGAUUCAACUAAAACUAAGACCAUACCUUGAUGAUCGGACUGAAGGCUGAGCGAAUCUUCGGUUCCUUGUACGCUGGUUGGUCCUUUAUCAGCGACCAUCGCUGAUGUUUACAUAUCGCAGAUGAUUAUUUUUUAUAAGGUGGAAACCUUAUAAGGUUUGCAACUUGUCUAGUAUUGCUUGUUCAUUUGCUUUGCAACUUUGCAGAUAAAAAGUUGGAAACCUUAUAUUAAUUAUUUUAAAAUUAAUAAAAUUUUAUUUUUUAACAUUAUAUUAGAGUCUUAAUAAAUAAGUAAUUAUAAUUUAAAACAGAUAAAAAGGAAAUUAAAAAUAAAUAUUUAAACAUAGAAAAAAAAUAAUUUAUAAAUCUUUCAAGCCGUGAAGCGGCCAAAAGUUGGAAGAUAAUGUCUUUCUUUAUCAGUUAAUAGUCAAAUAGUCAAACGAAACACAAGAUCCGAUCUUCCGGAGCUUCUCGCAUCUAGCGAACCGUCUUCCAUGAAAGCACCUUUCUUUUUCUUUUCACUUCACUUUCAGUCCCUUUCGCAACUCGCAAUCUAUCUCGUGCAUCCUCCACGUUUCACUGCGAGAUUUGCACAUUCUCUCCCUGCUCAGUUCUCAAGUCCCACACCUCUUCCUCCUCCAUCCACCGCGUUAUGUGGCCACUGCUGCAAGUCUCUUCCUUUUCUUCUUUUAUUCCAUUCUGAUCAAGCUCUUUGCUGUUCCUUUUGAAUCUCUUCACCUGCUGCUCCUGUAAUGGCCAGGUCUCUGGUUGUGCCGGCACCAUCCAAGCACUCUUCUUUGUUCCCAAAUUUCCCUACAGAUUCCCAUUUUAUUCAAUCCCGAACCCUUCCCUUUGCUGCUCUUCGCAAUUCUUCUAAUUGUUACACUCGCUGUUCUCUAACUUCGCUUCAUCGCCGCCUAGCUCCUGUUGCUGCUUUAGAAUCCGACGUUCCGCACCCUUUGCACCAGGGAUCAGCGAAUGUGAAACGCAGUAAGACCUUUGAACAAUGGGAUUCCUGGACGGCGAAAUUUUCUGGAGCAGCAAAUAUUCCAUUUUUGUUGCUUCAAAUGCCUCAGAUCAUCCUCAAUGCUCAAAAUCUAAUGGCUGGAAAUAAAACUGCCCUAUUGGCUGUACCGUGGCUGGGGAUGCUUACUGGGUUGCUUGGAAAUCUUUCAUUACUUUCCUACUUUGUGAAAAAGAAGGAAACUGAGGUAAUCGUCGUGCAAACGCUGGGAGUUAUUUCCAUUUUUAUUGUUAUCACUCAGCUUGCAAUGGCAGAGGCUAUGCCCCUGCCUCACUUUGUCGCUACUUCAGUGGUUGUGGCAAUUGGGCUGGUGUUUAAUUUCUUCAAUUACCUUGGAAAGCUUGACCCUGGAAUAUGGCGUUUUUGGGAAGAUUUUAUAACUGUGGGUGGACUCUCAGCUCUUCCACAGGCACGAACAGGUAGUUUGUCAGAGAAAGGUGUCAAAUUUGUUGGAGGAUUAUCUGGAUGGACGGCAACUCUUCUAUUCAUGUGGAUGCCAGUUUCACAAAUGUGGACAAAUUUCCUGAAUCCUGAGAACAUCAAAGGCUUAUCAGCCUUCUCAAUGCUGCUUGCUAUGAUUGGAAAUGGACUUAUGAUCCCACGUGCUAUCUUCAUACGCGAUUUGAUGUGGUUCACUGGGUCAGCCUGGGCUACGCUCUUUUAUGGGUAUGGGAAUAUUGUAUGCAUGUACUGUUUGAAGACUAUUAGCAGGGAAUUCUUUCUUGCAGCAACAGCUGGUUUGGUUUCAUGGAUAGGAAUGACGCUGUGGAGAGACUCUGCAGUGUACGGAUACAGCUCACCUCUGACAUCCUUGAAAGAGUUGGCUUUUGGCUCAACUUGAAGUUCAGUAGGAUGGUGCCAUGAAAAAGGAACCAGAUCCCAGAGAUCUUAGUUCUGGACAUUCAUCCUUGAUCCAAAUUGCCAUUGCUUGAAAGCUGCUGCCGAAGUUUUCCAGCCGUGGAAGUUUUAAUCGGAGAGCAAGAUUGUAUAGAGAUCACUUGAUGCACGUCCACUGGACAUUGCUAGUCAGAGUUUUGAAAGACACGUUGAAGUUAUGGAUAAAGCUGAAUAAUUACAGAAGCAAUGAUUAGUUUUUCAUGUAAUAAAAUGACCAACAGAUGGGAACAGUAUUUUUCUUAUGUUUUGAAGAACAAUUAAAAUACCGUUGUAUUUUAUAUAACCAAAUCUUUUUAUUGUUCUAUUAAAUAAAACGAAGAUAAAGUUAUACUAGCUUUGAA